This is a messenger RNA of Tuber aestivum (summer truffle), 1890 nucleotides long. The record is from the annotation of a GenBank genome assembly. Lineage: Eukaryota; Fungi; Ascomycota; Pezizomycetes; Pezizales; Tuberaceae.
AAUCCACGGUAUCCAUCAAUAUCCCAUCAACAAUUAUGAUGACAUUCAGGGCUAUACAGAUAAGCCGUUACGCUUCUCGCUCUCUUUUUCUGUCCACGCAUGCCGUUGGAUCUGCCUUCCCGCAUGCCAAAUUUCGCUUGUCCGCUGUUCCAGGUGCUGUGUUCCACCAAGGGGGCUCCAGAUCUUUUGCGUCUCAUGCCCCGAAGGCCUCUGAAAUAUUGUCUGCCGUGUAUAGGGUUCGCUUGAGGAUAGCCCAAUGGGUGUGGUAUGGAAACUUGCUUUUCACAAAGCUAAAGGUAAGUGAAGAUCCUAUUUUAUAGCAAGUGAUACUGGGCUUGGUAUUGAAAGCAAAUUAUUUUGAAAGCCGAUUCUCUUGUCGAACAGCGGGGCGAGUCUUAUCGGUCUCACUCUGGGCACUGGGUCUAACCUGAUCUACGCAUCUUACGUGAACUGUAAGCGAGAGCAAGGAUUGCAGAGUGCCCUUGCCCUCGGAUCGGUUCCAGAUGUGGAAGGUGGAAGAGUUCUUGCCGAACGCAAGGAGAUCAAGGAGGCCCUUACGACACUGUUGCAGCCUGCCUCCGACCACAGCCAGUAUGGGAUGGUGAUCGGUAGUCAGGGGACUGGGAAGACGACUUUGGUCCGCCAGGUGGCACACAACCAUGCCGGGAUCUUAUAUGUCAACAUCCAGCCUUCGGGUGUUACCGAGCAAGAGUUUGCUGAAACGGUGGCCAAGGCACUUCACUUCUUUCCAAGAAGUCGUGUGUGGUUCAAUAUCGUCUUAUCGCAAUUGGGGAUUGUCACCCACGAUGUGGAAGGUUGGUUCUAAUUCAUAGAAGAACGUAAUUUCACUGGAGGCUAACUUGAAUUCAGAUAAACGAAAGUACCUUGUGCAAGUGUUUGACGAAUUCACGCGGCAGGCCAAGAUUUAUCGCCAGAAGACGAACCGCCCUCCAGUACUUGUGUUGGAUAACGUCAACCGGCUUGCGGCUGGGAAUCCCGGACUUCUCAAUAUUCUGCAAGACAUCGCCAAGGAUGCAGCAGAUGAUGGAAUUUUUAUUACGGUUUUCGUAGCCAGCGAGGGUCAGGCCCCGCUGCAAAUUUUAGGUAUGGUUGCUUUAUUUUUGAUCCUUAUAGGGCUUCAUCAAAGAUAGGAAACUAAUGUUUUACAUUUUGGUCCCUGGAUGGCAGGUCGCUCAGCACAGUCACGUCUGGGCAGGGUCAUUGUAGUAAAAGAUUUGACUAAGGAAGAGGCAUUACGCUACCUUUGCCAUCAGCAUGGAAAACAUCGCGAUAUCGCCGAAGCUGUGUAUGACUUCACUGGAGGCCGAAUUGCCUAUUUGAAGUCCGCACUGACUCAGCUGAACUCUGGAAUUCCGGUUCUAGGUAAGUUUGAAAUUGGUUCUCUAUACUUGUGUCAGAAUAUCAAUUACUAAGUACAAGGUGUCAAUGCAGGUAUCCGUCAGCAGUUCUUGGACACAGGUAGGGACGUUUUUACCAAGGCAAAAUGUAUGCCGGACGACGAGUUUAAACUGGUUGCCAUACCACUAGCAAGAAAGAUGUUACUUGCUGGAGCGAUUAGUCGUGAAGACUUUGAGGAGGGUGCCGGCAGUCAGACUACUGCCAAAAGGCUGCUCGCUGUUAACAUCUUCACCCUAUCGCCUUAUUCUGAGCUGGUUGUGUUUGAUUCCAAACCAAUUCAGCUGGUGGCCCAGGAGGUGGUAGGAAACGCUGCACAGCGGCGGCGAUCCUGGCUUUGGUUGUGGUAAGUUGUUCUGGGUUCUCAAGGCAGUCAGGGGGGUUGGUGUCGUACUAGAGGGAGGUGCUGUCUAUCAAUCACCCACACUAGCUUGUUUUUCUUACUUGCGUUAAUGAUACCUCUUUGGUUGCAAU